Molecule: messenger RNA, 991 nt
Organism: Manihot esculenta (cassava)
Lineage: Eukaryota; Viridiplantae; Streptophyta; Magnoliopsida; Malpighiales; Euphorbiaceae
Exons: 1
Coding region: 60-647 (195 amino acids)
Source: RefSeq, a predicted model, not a curated record
CGGUGAAGGCCAUUUCCUCGUACAACUGCAAACGAUCGUCUCCAAAAGAAAAGCAAAAAAUGGACGCUGCGAUUCUUGGCUCUCAGGACUACCUUCAUGGCCGAAUACGCCACGAAACCCUAACCCUAGCCUCUUCUUUUAACCCUCGUUUACGAAACUCUGAAAAGCAUACUAACCCUACCACUCGCUUCUCCGACUCUCGCCGCCGUAAGCCCAGGUCUGUAGGGCUGCAAUCAAAUUCGGAAAACUUCAAUCACCAUAACCGGUCCCACACAGGCUCCAUGGUAGCCAGGCUUCCAGCCAAAAAUCUCGUUAUGGGCGAGGUCAAGAUCUUGAAGCGCGGGGAAUCAUUUGCGAAGACUGAUAAACGGGUGUCGAAGGAGAAUCGGAAGCCGAUGGUGAAGUUAGAAAAGAACGCAGAUCUCGUUUUAGGAUCAACGGACCGGCUGGGACCAGACCCGGAGACGGUUCAGAAGCAAAUUAGAGUUGAUGAUUUUAAUAAACUCGUGGAGGGGAUGUAUGCUGGAUCGGCAUUUGUAGCGUCGCCGCCACCGAGUUCGCUUCCGGUCCCGGGUUUUUUAGGGAAGAGCAGUAACGGAGCGGCAACAAAUGAUCUCCGGCGAUUAUUAAGACUUGAUGUGGUUUAAUUUCUGCAAUUAUAGAACAUGUAGAUCUGUCUGUAUUACUCUUCAUUUUCUUCUGAUUGUCGAAUGGAAGCUCAAUUUCCUUCCUUUAUUUUUUCAAGAGGAAGGUUAUCGAGUGCAAGCUAGUGGAACUGACUAAUAAUCAAAGGCUUGUUGGCUUUGUGUGGAGCAGUGAGGAUUAGGUGACGUAAUCUGUUGCUUUUACUCAAAUUUUAGGCAAUUAAGGUUCUGUUGUAUAUACUUUCAGUCCCCUUCAGAUUUUCUGUUUUGCGUUGUUCAAUUCACGUAAUCCUUUUUACUUUGUACUUUGUAUCUUUUGCAAUAAAAAUUUGUACAACUUGUGUUAA